AAUGGUUUUCGGAAACAAUCUCUUUGACAAAAUUCAAACAAACAGAAGCGCCCACGGGUGAUCACCCAGAACAAAAGAAAAAGACUCAGAAUUAGCAAUUCAGACAAACCCUAUAUAUUCCAAAUAGAUUUCUGCUCACAAGUCUACAAUAGACAUUGCAAACCGGCUGUUUGAAACUGUCCCUUUAAAUUAUAUCUGCUUCUUGUACAUCAUUGACAUGUUAAGUGCCUGUUAAACUUUGUCCAGUUAAUAAUCUCUUCAUUUCACAAGUAAAAUCUACAUGUUCCUCCCUGUUCCUUCAACAAAUAGGCAACAAAUACACAUGUUCCUAGCAGCGGUGUUAUCUCGGUGACGUAUAGGAUGAUGACUUUGUAUAUUUUUUUCUAUAAAUUGGAAUUUCUCAUGUUGCAGCUAUCACCGGUUUACCUUACAAUGAAACCAAAUCAAUUGACUGAAUCAGAGAAAUGUCCUACAAGCUGUGUAUUGUAUCUACUAAACUGUGAAUAAACAUUAAAAUAUGGAAAAAAAAAACUAUUUCUUGAAGUGAAAAAAACAAAAAACAAAACAACAUAAGUCAACAAGGAUUACUCACUAAGAUGAAGCUUGUUUACUUUGGUCUUCUGUUCUUUGGACUCCUUUUUGCCCAUGUCACCUGCUAUAGCUCAGGAUUUGUCACUGUCGCAUGUGAUACCAUGCUACCUAGACAUGGUAAUAACUCUGUUCAGACAACGGUUCCACCAUACACAGUAUCUGCUUCUAACUACUCAUUCAGUCCAGGAGACAACAUUACAGUCACUCUAAAAGCAAACUCAGAUGUAGUCUUUAAAGGAUUUUUUCUUCAGGCACGCACGGUAUCAGGAAACAAUACAGUUGGAUAUUUUACAGUUACAAACUCCACUGCUCAGACACUCGACUGUAGAGGCACAGUGAAAUCGGCUGUCAGUCACACGAGUUCAAUCAACAAGUCCAGUAUUUCAGUACUAUGGACAGCUCCAGUCACUGACGAAAAUGUGCAUUUCAGAGCCACAUUUGUCCAGUCAAGAUCUGUUUUUUGGGUCGAUGUUGAAAGUCCUGUUCUUACAAUGAUCUCUAGUACUAGCCAACCCAAUAGUUCACCAACUUUGACACCAUCAACUCAAAAUAUUGCCUCUGGUCCGCCACCGACUUCCAUCUCUAGUUCAUCCUGUGGCAUAGAGAAAGUUUGCUUCAACAGCCCAUCAAACUGUGACCCUGCUACAAGUCAUAACUGCUUCUUCAUGUCCUCUGCUCCUGUCAGUGGUGGUGGAUACAAGUUUGAGAUUAGUGGACCAUCUGCUGGAUAUGUGUCCUUUGGGUUUUCAGAUGACCAAGUAAUGGGUAAUGAUGACAUUUAUAUUUGUGGGAUGGAUUCCGUAGGAGGGAUUGGAAUUCAACAUGCCUACUCAGAGGGGAAAUCACGACCGCUAAUCCUAAAUCUAAGUAAUGUGGAGGUUAGUCUGGCAUCAUUCACGAGUGGAGUGAUUCAAUGUUCCUUCAUUUCAAGAAACAGUAUCUCAACUCAAAACCCAGUCCAACAAUCAAGAUCCGUCAACAGUUCAUAUUAUAUACUAAUGGCUUAUGGAGAUUCCAGCAAUGGACGUAUACAAUAUCAUGGCAUGUCAGGAACAUUCAUCAGUAGUUCGAAAAUUGACCUCUCUGUGGCUUCUAAUGUGACAGUUAGUUCAACUCGUUCCCAAGAUUUAGUCAGCGCACAUGGAUGCCUAAUGCUUAUUGCCUGGAUGACUACAGGUACUUUAGGGAUGAUCUUGGCUCGGUACAUGAAAGUUGCAGCAAAAAAAAUGAUUUUUGGCAAAGCUGCUUGGUUUCAGGCUCACAUGUUUUUAAUGGUUCUGACUGUGGCUGCAACAAUAACAUCCUUUGUGUUAGCAUUUGUAAACGCUAUGGGAUGGGCCUAUGGAGCCAAUAGUCAUUCCAUCAUUGGAUGCAUUGUGAUGAUUCUUACUUUCUUCCAACCAAUCAUUGGCAUCUUCAGACCGUCUCCUCAGAGCAACUGGAGAUACAUCUUCAACUGGUUUCAUGCCCUCAAUGCCUUUGUGAUCUAUGUCCUGGCAGUGGCUAACCUGUUCCUCGGACUGCAAUUAAUAAAUGGCAACUCUGGCUGGAUGGUUAAGGUGAUGGGAGGCUUUUUGGGCUGGGUUGCUCUAAAUGUCAUUUUCUUCGAGAUCAACGCAUUUUUGGCACGGAAAGAUCUGAAGAAAGCAGUGGAUAAUGACAACCAAAUCUCGGUGAAGUAUGAGCUGUUCAUUCUCCCCUUCUACAUGUGUGGCAACCUGGCGUUCCUCAUAGCCCUGCUCGUAGGCAUUGGACAAUCCUAGGUUUGAAUGUCAUCAAUGAAAGAAACCCUUUACAUUUAUUUUACCCAGAAUCCUUAUCUGCACAACACAGAGAAUGCAGUCAAACCAAACACUGAGCAGGAAAUGAGGAUUCUAAUAGCCUUUUUUAAUAAAAUAUAUAUAUAUAUAUAC
Pelobates fuscus (common spadefoot toad) is the source of this 2504-nucleotide messenger RNA. RefSeq names its product putative ferric-chelate reductase 1. Lineage: Eukaryota; Metazoa; Chordata; Amphibia; Anura; Pelobatidae. The record is from RefSeq and is a predicted model, not a curated record. The transcript has 17 exons. Bases 597 to 2354 code for a protein of 585 amino acids. Gene Ontology annotation, cellular component: membrane.